Messenger RNA from Arabidopsis thaliana (thale cress), 1942 nucleotides. RefSeq names its product Mitochondrial transcription termination factor family protein. The transcript has a single exon. Lineage: Eukaryota; Viridiplantae; Streptophyta; Magnoliopsida; Brassicales; Brassicaceae. Gene Ontology annotation, molecular function: nucleic acid binding. The record is from RefSeq and is marked reviewed. Gene Ontology annotation, cellular component: cytoplasm. The coding region runs from base 183 to 1574 and encodes 463 amino acids.
UUUCUUUCUUCCUUCUCCCCCUCAAAUUUUGAUUUUUGCCAUUUUGGGUUUCUCGAACACUCAUCGAUCACUCUCGCCACUCGAUGUAUAUUUGUAAGCUUGGAUCCUGUAGUUUUCUCGAAUUUAAAUAGCUUGGUCGAACCUGUUUCAAGCAUUUGUCUGUCAAUCGCAUUGGUAUAGUCAUGUGUUCUUCUCUAGUUCCUCAUGGUAAAAGGUUGGUCCAGUUUCAGAAAGGGCGUGACUUUAGUGUUUCAGUGAAGCUUUUGCAAAAUGUAUUCUCUGUUUUUUCCAAUUCAUUCUCUUCUGUUGCUACUGCUGCUGAUGUGAGCUUUAGAGAUAGUCGAAAAGGUAACAACUUUACUGUCUCUUACCUCGUUGAUUCAUUGGGUUUAGCUUCAAAGCUCGCAGAAUCGAUCUCGAUGAAAGUCAGUUUCGAGAACAAGGGCAAUCCUGAUACAGUUCUGAAUCUUCUUAGAAGUCAUGAGUUCACAGAUUCUCAGAUCUCCAGCAUCAUUUCGGAUUAUCCAACAUUGCUUGUAGCAGAUGCUGAAAAUUCACUUGGUCCCAAGCUUCUGUUGAUGCAGUCUAGAGGAGCUUCAAGCUCUGAGCUCACUGAGAUUGUUUCUAAAGUUCCUAAAAUCUUAGGAAUGAAAGGGGACAAAAGUAUCGGCAGAUACUAUGAUAUCGUCAAAGAGAUUAUAGAAGCGGAUAAGAGCUCCAAGUUCGAAAAGCUGUGUCAUUCUUUGCCUGAGGGUAGUAAGCAGGAGAAUAAAAUCAGGAAUGUAUUGGUUUUGAGAGAUUUGGGUGUGCCUCAAAGGUUGUUAUUCUCAUUGCUCUUCUCUAAUCACCAUGUCUGCUGUGGAAAAGAAAAGUUUGAAGAAUCACUCAACAAGGUUGUUGGGAUGGGUUUUGAUCCCACCACUCCAAAGUUUGUGGAAGCUUUAUGCAUUGUUUACGGAUUGAGCGACAAAAGACUAGAAGAAAACUUCAAUGUCUACAAGAGAUUUGGCUUAACUGUAAACGAUGUAUGGGAACUUUUCAAGAAGUGCCCUGCCUUUCUUGGAUACUCUGAGAAUAGGAUAAUUCAGACAUUUGAAGCCUUAAAGAGGUGUGGUCUGUGCGAAGAUGAGGUAUUGUCAGUGUUCAAGAAGAAUCCACUAUGCUUACGUGCUUCAGAGCAGCAGAUAUUGAACUCCAUGGAAACAUUUAUAGGCUUAGGAUUCAGCAGAGAUGAGUUUGUCAUGAUGGUCAAGUGCCUUCCUCAGUGCAUUGGAUAUUCUGCAGAGAUGGUGAAGAAGAAGACUGAGUUUGUGGUGAAGAAGAUGAAUUGGCCACUUAAGGUCAUUACUUUGUUCCCUCAGGUACUUGGAUAUAGCAUGGAGAAGAGGACUGUCCCAAGGUGUAAUGUAAUCAAAGCUCUCAUGUCCAAAGGAUUGCUUGGAAGCGAACUCCCUCCAAUGGCGUCUGUUUUGGCAUGUACCGAUCAGACCUUCUUAAAAAGGUAUGUGGUUGAGCAUGAUGAAAAGCUGGUGCUUGAGUUGAUGUCUAUCUUCAACCAAGACCGUGUCUCAUAGCAUAGAGAGCUUGUGUCAAGGAUUUUGCUUUUAUUAAUUAAUUUUAGACUUUUGUAAUCUCAAUUUGACAUUAUAUGAAAUGUGCUCAUAAAUUUCUAUGAAUUGUUGUUAUUGUCAUUAUAAAUAGACUCUAGUAAAUCAUUACUAAAUUAGAAAGAAAGUUUUUGAGAACUCUUGUUUUCAGGUGAUUGUGAAUUUGUUGGGUUAAUUUUAGACUUUUAUGUUGUGUUUCGUGACAUGAGCAAUUUUGUAUUUUGUGGAGUUUUUGUCGAUUCUUGUGUCUCGUGGCGUGUGAAAUUUUUUAGUUUGAGAGUGGAGUGUUUGUUUUGUUUAAUUGCUUCUUGUUCUGUAUUUGUGAUUGUGUUGAG